Molecule: messenger RNA, 4299 nt
Organism: Fulvia fulva
Lineage: Eukaryota; Fungi; Ascomycota; Dothideomycetes; Mycosphaerellales; Mycosphaerellaceae
Product: Transport protein particle
Exons: 1
Coding region: 1-4299 (1432 amino acids)
Cellular component (GO): trans-Golgi network
Source: RefSeq, a predicted model, not a curated record
AUGGCUAGCAUCUCACUCGGAGCUUGUUCCAGCCAACUCUGCCAGCAUCAGCAUCAGCAUCAUCAGCAUAAGCACCAGCAUCAGCAUCAGCUCAGCAUCAUCAGCAUCAGCAUCAGCAUCAGCAUCAGCAUCAGCACCAGCACCAGCACCAGCAUCAGCAUCAGCUCAGCAUCAUCAGCAUCAGCAUCAGCAUCAGCAUCAGCAUCAGCUCAGCAUCAUCAGCAUCAGCAUCAGCAUCAGCACCAGCAUCAGCAUCAGCUCAGCAUCAUCAGCAUCAGCACCAGCACCAGCACCAGCAUCAACAUCAGCAUCAGCAUCAGCAUCAGCACGAACGGCACAACCCACAGGAGUGCCUGUCACAUCCGACCGACAACAUUCGGAGGCGUCGUGAUCGAAGGAGCAGCAGCGCAGCCGCCACGAUGCAAUGAGCAAGAUGUCGCGCGGAUGGAUCCCUUCUCGCCCGUUUCGCCGGCGCAUAUCCGCGUGCUCGUGCUGCCUGUGGGAGACAUAGAGCGCCAGCGCUUCCUGCGGCUGUUGCAACGACUGCAGGCUGAGGCGAGCAUCAUCCCGCUGGCCGACGUGGAGCAGAAGACGCAGACGCAGGACAAUGGCUUCUUCCUCUCGCCGAAAUUGUCGCCACGAGGCUCGCUACUUUACCGCUUUUCCUCGGCGGCACCCUCCGAGCAGCAACAGCCGCUGUCGCCCUUCGAGCUGUUCCGAGACGCCUUGCUGGUCAUUGGAGUAGUCGACGGCGCGCAGAAGAAGGACGAAGAUGGAGCGGAAGAGCUGGGUCGCGCAGCAGCAUACCUGAAGGAGCGUCACCCUCGUGUCGUUCACCGCCAGCUCAUAGUGCUGAAGGAAGCUGGUGACAAGGCCUCCACGGAUAUCACAAACACUGUCGAUGUCUACAAUCUCGAAGACGAUAAUGAUGCGUCGCUUAGAUCCGCUGUCUGCGAGCUGUCGGCUAGGCUCCUGGUCGAGUUCGCUACGUAUGCGAAGGCAGUAUUUGCUUCACCGACCAUUCAGACACCAGGUCAGACAGCUCGCAGCUUGCAGACGACGACGUCUUUGCGUGAAGGUGAGAAGCGACUAAGCUCGGGUCGCAGCACGCCAAGUCAAAGCGUAGAUCUGUCGAGUCCGACUGAUGAAGGCAGUCCCGCAUCGGCGCCAUCUUCGCGAGCGCCGCCUUUACCUGCAACGUCCUUCGAUCAGAUACCCAGUGCCAAUUUACCCAGCGCUCGGCCCGAAAGCAGGUCUAGUAACCCUGCCGCUAAGGUCAAGAGCAGUGGACGAGCUUCCAGUCAGGACCGCGUCUCUGUGCAAGGCUUCGGGUCCAAUACCUCGCAAGAGAAAGCACGCUCGCGUGGCAAGGCACGAGUUGGAAUCGUAUACGGCUCGAUUCACAUGCUUGCCGGACAUUGGAGUGAAGCCCUGCGAACCAUGCUCGAUCACACGACUACCUUGCGCAAACUCUCCGAUCAUUUGUGGUAUGCAAAGGGUCUUGAGAACAUGAUGGUCUGCAUGAUACUCCUUGCUUGGUCCGGCGUAGACUUCUCUGUUCCAUCGAUAUGCGACCCUGUGGCAGAUCGCUCUAGCUCAGCCAGUGCCGCUCGUAUUGCAGCAGAGACCAGGGCCGCAGCUGAAGGAACAAAACAGCAGCUCCAACUGUUCCGCCUUUCAGCAGCUCUUCCUGAGCUCACGAGGCUAAUUCUCAGCUUGUAUCGUUCCACGGAAGGUGCUCUUGAGCUGCCAUAUCUCAUUGUAGCCGAAGCUUCUGUUCGCGUUGCAAAGCUUUUGACAAAGCUGAAUUCGGUCCAAGGCCACGCAAGUCCCGCAAUGUUGAGACAGCUUAUUGGCAGCCAGAAACAUUUCGAUGAGACGGCUUCGUCACAUAACCCAGCGUCGAAUCGAGCUUCGAGUUUGGCGAGUUCCAGAAUAUCCAAGGCUGCAGUCGCGGAUAUCCUCGCCCAAGCCUUGCCAUUCGAAGAUGACGGUCUAUCGGCCGCAGACAGCAUAAGACUACUCGCAGCAAUAGCAUCGUCGUAUUCUGCACUAGGCAUGGCACGCAAGAAAGCCAUCACAAUCAAAGAACUUGUAGGCAGACUGACCAGCGCUCUUGUUCAAGCCAGGAAGCUUGGCGCGGCAGAGAUGGGCAUACAUCCAGCCGCAAGUCUCUCUGUCGAUGCAGGUACGGACACUCUAUUAUCCACUGCAGAAGAGACUAGCGGCAUCAAAGACCUCAUGGCAGAUGUGUCCGCGAUCUACGGUGCUCGAUUUGAAACGCAACGGCGAGUAGAAGAAGACGUCUCAUAUCUGGACAUGCAACUUUUCGGGAGCCAGGCUCUACAGUUGGCCCUGUUGAGACAACUCACAGGUCUCUGCGAAGCGUCGCCAGAUCCGCAGGGUGUGCUAUGGUUAACAUCAUCUCUACUCAGGACAGCAGGCGCCAAUGCUGCCGUCGAUGCUGUUCCAUACAAAUCAGCAGCGAACAAAUUCUCGAAGGAGGAGCAAAUGCAUUAUGCCGCUGUCAUUCAUCGCACGGUCGCCGUCUCCAAGAACCUCGGACUCACAGAUGCUCGGGCGACAUACUGGGACCCUUUUCUGGUCCGUGGAGUUGAGCUUCUACACCUCCGAGGCCCACAGGCUGUCAUCGACCGGUCCAAGCUGAGCCAAGCAGAUCUAACAGGACAGGUUGGUCCAGGCAAUCCUCUUUUGUAUGACCCUAACGCCAGCCGUCCGGGCACGGCAGUAGCGCCAAUUUCGGUGCUAGUGCAGGGCGAAACGUCCGCCUGUUUGGUCACCCUCCAGAACCCCUUCGACAUUCCAGUGGAUAUUGAAGAGCUAGAACUGGUCACCGAGGGCGUGGAGUUGUCGUGUUAUCACGAGCCUGUAACUCUCGGUCCGCUACGCCUCCAGCAGAUUACCCUCUCGAUAACACCAAAGUCUGCAGGAGAUUUGAAAGUGACAGGCUGCAGAAUCAGGAUGCAGGGCUGUCAGGCACAGAUAUUCCCGAUCGUGGACGAGGCAUGGUCUCCAUCCGCUCCACAGACUGUCAAGGCUUUGGGUCUCGAGGCUGUCUCUACGUCGCACCAAGGAGAAUCGAGACAUGACUUGGGAAGCAUAGGCAUUGUCCCGGGCACUGUGUCUGCCACUGUCAUCGGCUCUCUUCCGACUCUUCUCCUCGAGCCCGACUCAGUUCCCGAAAAUGGUCUUAUGUUAUUGGAGGGCGAGGAACGAAGCUUGAGCAUCACAUUGAGCAACAAUAGUACCACGGCAGCUUAUGUCUUUGAGAUCUCGGACACUGCGAAUGUCGUGAACCAGACUCACCAAUCAAGUGCUGAUGGUGAGGCAGGCGCUUCGACAUCAGCUUUAGCCGAAUCGAAUGCAUCACAGACCGUCCUUGAGCCAGGCGAGAGCACAGCAUUUGAACUUCAGCUGUGCGGCAAAGCCGGUUUGUCUUUUACACAAGUCAAUUUCUUCUACUGCGCGAAUGGAUCCGGUCAUCCCCGAUCUGCGCGAGUGGUUUCCGCACCAAUCAGCAUGACUGUAAAUGCUGCACUGCAGCUUCACAAUCUAGAGAUUACCCCAGCUCAAAGCGAUGAGGACGGUACGCUGGUGGUCUCGUACGAUGUCCGCAAUGCAUGGCCGAGAUCCAUCUCCUACAUUUGCAGCUUCGAUGGCGGCGCCCACUCGAAGCCUCGCACGGUCGACAAGGAUGACAUGGACACACCCAUCACGCCGGGAGAAGUCCGUCGUGUCCAUAUGAUUGUGCCGCAUCUCGACAGUAAUGAUACGAGUGACGAUGAUGCGAAGUCAGUGCAGGCGCGGUUCCUGGAUCGUCUGCAUGUAGCGUGGCACGUCGAUCAGCGCAGCGGUGUCGCCGAUGUCCACGGCUUGUCACUAUCGUCCGAGGCAAUUGAGCUUGUUCGCAGCAAGCCAAUCCGUCUCUCUGUUACGACCCAAGAGAAGGUAUGCAAAGUCGGAGAUUUCAUCAGCAUCCGAACCAAGAUCACAAAUCAAGAGAGGAGCAGAUCCGGCCCUUUGCUGGUUCGGCUGUCACCUCGGGGUCCAGAGACUGGGCGUGAUGAAAAACGUAUGGCUGUGGCUGGCACGUUGCAGCGAGUCCUUCCGCCUCUCGAGCAAGGUGCAGAAAGCGUUGUUGACUUUACUGUGUGCCCGUUGCUUGCUGGCACCAUGGAAUUGGAUGCGGUGGUACAGCCUGUGAGGAUUGGCGCCUAUGCUAAUACCAGACAGUGGCAUAGCAGCAAGUCUCUUUCUAUCAAGAUUGAGACUGCUUAA